Molecule: messenger RNA, 2350 nt
Organism: Hippocampus zosterae (dwarf seahorse)
Lineage: Eukaryota; Metazoa; Chordata; Actinopteri; Syngnathiformes; Syngnathidae
Gene: fam114a1
Product: family with sequence similarity 114 member A1
Exons: 13
Coding region: 127-1836 (569 amino acids)
Source: RefSeq, a predicted model, not a curated record
GACGACCGUUUGAGGAAGUCGCGAUGAAUUCUCUUGACUGUUGUUACUCUUCGAUGUGGAGACUCACCGGCCUGCCGACGUGGCGGGGCGGAAGAGGAGCCGUCGGCUGGUACCAAACGGAUCACGAUGUCCCAGUCUGCCCCGUCUGAUGCCGAGAGUCUCCCUCCACCUGGACUGACCACGCACUCUGACCACAGCUGUGGGCACGAUGUCCCUGAGGACCCCGCAGUGUCCGCUGAAACACGGCAGCCUCCACAAAUCCCCGAGAUUGCCCUGCAGACCACCGAGGUGGUGACAGAGGACACCGGAGAGACCCUAAGUUCCUGCGAGAGUCAUCUGAAGUGUGACGGUCAUCUGACUGAAUGUGACCAAUCAGUGAGCCUGGAGCCAGAUGCAACAGAGGAGGAGAAGGAUCAGGAGAGCUCACGUCAAGCUUGGGGAGGUUGGGGCUCAUGGGGAAAAUCCCUCCUGAGCAGCGCCACCUCCACAGUGGGUCACAGUCUGACGUCGGUCAAGGUGAAGGCAGGAGAAGCUCUGCGUCUCCACAGGACCUCCGUGGGGGAGGAAGCCAGAGAGGAAGAGGAAGACACAACAGAGGAGAAGCCGGAGGGAAGAGGGGAAAGCGACCAGCUGUCAGGUCAUGAAGAGUCGACUACGACCAGCGCUGCUGCCUCCAACAGGGGUGUCUUCUCUGCUAUCUCCAAUGUUGUACAGAACACGGGUAAAUCUGUGAUCAGCGGUGGCCUCGAUGCACUGGAGUUCAUUGGAAAGAAGACCAUGACCGUUCUGGCUGAGAGCGAUCCGGGUUUCAAAAAGACCAAGACACUGAUGCAGAAGACCGCAUCGCUGAGCCAGAUGUUGAAGGAAGCCAAGGAGAAGGAGCGAGCACGUCUGAGCAACCAGCCCAUCAGCGCACCAACGGCUCAUUAUGGGAUUCUCUUUGAUGACUACCAGGGCUUGUCCCACCUGGAGGCUCUCGAGAUCCUGUCCAACGAAAGUGAGGCCAAGGUCCAAGAGUACCUCUCCUCCCUUGAGGAAGAAGAGCAGGAGGAGGUGAAAAAGGAGCUUAUUUUCAUCAAGGAUAUCUUCAUCAAGAGAGAGGAGGAAAAGGAAGAGGAGGCUGGGAAUGAAGAGCAGGCAAAGGGCGCUGAUCAAGUCGAUGAAGAGUUUAUGAGUGUUUUGACUGAGUUGCUGUUUGAGCUUCAUAUUGCUGCCACACCGGACAAACUCAAUAAGGCUCGGAUCAGCGCCCAUGAGUGGGUGAGCAAGGUGGAACGGCCUGUCACUACGGAGACAGUUGGCAGGGAGACGCGGGAGCAGCCUGGGGGGGAGCAGGGAGAGGAGGGGGAAGAUGGAGUGGCUAAGGAGGAGAAGAGGGAGGAGGAGCAGGAGAGAGAGGAAGCAAAGUUGGAGGAGGACGGAUUCAAAUCUGUGGAGGCUGUGUACAUGUCGUCAGUGGGCAGCCUGGCGGAAGUCACGGCCCGGAGUAUUGAGCAGCUCCACAAGGUGGCAGAACUCAUCCUACAUGGCCAAGAGCAAGAGCAGGAGAAACCAGCAAGGGAUCAGGCACAUGUCCUCACCAGGUUGACGUGCGCCAUGUGUAAGGAGGUGGAGUGUUUGGCCGGAAAGUUCUCUGAAACGCUCCUCCUUGUUGGGUGUCAGAGGAAAGCUGAGGAGCUCAGUCCGUUGAUUGAAAGCGUGCUGCUGGAGGGCUCUAACAGUACCAACUACAUCCAAAAUGCCUUUCAACUUCUGCUGCCUGUCCUGCAGAUCUCCCACAUCGAGAGUCAACGCUGCACAACAUGCACAGAACCAGCAGCACAUUUGCAACACUAACACACGCGCGCGCACGCACACAAUAUUGUACAGAAAGGGUAAAGAAAUUCCACAAGAGCUUCUGUCUACAUUGUCAGAAGCUGUUUAUUUAUGUGUAUAAUGCAAAGUUAACAUUGACAUGUUAACUGGUCUACAGGUAGCCUCUGUGUGUGGCUAACCCUGAUGUUGUUUGUUUUCACAUGGAGGCUUUUAGCCGUGUGCUUAAUACAAAGAUAAUCUCCCAAAAAUACAGCAUAACCAAAACGUGUUGGUGUUUACAUUAAUAUAUAUUUGAAAAAAAUACACAUGUAUGUAUAAGCACACUUGCACUCCAUUGCCUUGACUGACAUAAGAGGAUUGUUCUCUUUUUAAAAUGCCAGUAUUCAAGAUUAAUGUUUUUUUUUGUUAUAUUAAUGACAUCUGACAGCUCCAAUUGAUAUCGCCUAACUGGGCGAAAUGUAUUUCCCCAACAUUCACCCUACCAGGAUCCAAUGGAAAUGGCAUGCGUAGCUAUGAAAUAAAUGCUCUGAUCAGG